Mangifera indica (mango) is the source of this 1885-nucleotide messenger RNA. RefSeq names its product zinc finger CCCH domain-containing protein 6-like. The record is from RefSeq and is a predicted model, not a curated record. The transcript is spliced from 4 exons. Gene Ontology annotation, molecular function: metal ion binding. Bases 362 to 1684 code for a protein of 440 amino acids. Lineage: Eukaryota; Viridiplantae; Streptophyta; Magnoliopsida; Sapindales; Anacardiaceae.
UUAAAAAAAAAAACACAGUAUCACUGAUUGAAACGGCAGAGCUGGGAAUACGGAGGAUCUAGGGUUUAUGGGAUCUCUCCGUUUCUAGUUAUUGCUCAAUAAAAGUUACAUAGAAAUCGUGGCCUCUCCCGCUCCGUUUCGAUCAUGUAAAAAUUGAUAUGGUUAUUAGGGUUUUUGAAAUUGGGUAAGAGAUUUUUAAAAUACGGUAGUCAUAAGAAGCGUGUAGUUGGGGUUUCGAAUCUGAAAGAAACCUAAAAAGAGAAAUUUCUGCAUUGAAAGGAAAAAAAAGCAGUACUUGUACUAUAAGACAUACACAGAGAAUCGAAGCUGGAAAAGAAGUUAUUUUGAGAAUAUUGUAAAUAUGCUAGGGUUGCACAAAUCGAAAAGGAUUUCUUGGGCAUCUGAUGUAAAUCUUUGUCAGGUGAGGCUUUUUUUGUCUGAGGAGUCUCCUUCACAAGUUGGGUUAGGUGCCCAAGACCACCUGCAAGCAAAGUCUUCAUGGCCAACACAUUUGAAUGGAGCGAUCAACAACGAGUUUCUUCCUCCUGGCUUUGAGGGAGCUCAUCCUCCAAACCAGUUACAAAUUAAAUUGUCUGAAAUUCCUCUAAUCAAAUGGGGAUGUCCUCAAAGGUUUUGUUUGGACCUAAAUUGGCAAGUGGUAGCUGGGGAUGAGAGCGACGAGGUGAAGAUUCAAAAUCAAAGAGAGAUGAGAGUUCUUGAAGCAGUUUAUCCUCGCCCAUCUGCCAUUCCUCCAAACCCCUCUUUCUCAGUGGACAUAGAAUGUGCGCCUUACAAUGAUAAGCAAACUCCUCUGAUACCCAUUACUCCCAUUGAAGAUGAAGAAGCUGCAGCAGACACACCUUCUGGUUUGGUGGCACCGUUUAAUGUUUUGAUGAGCUCACAGCCCCUACUUUUGCCUCCCGGAAUUCCAGCUCCUCCUCAAGGUAACAUAAUUGGCACAUCAAGCACUGCAGUCAAUGAGAAACUGGCGGCAUCUGGAAUGCCAUUUGGCAUUGACCCUGAAGUAGUUGCUGCUGCAUCAUCUGCCUUGAAUGAAAUGACAAAGAGCAAUGAGCAUGGCAAUUUGAUUGACCAUGACUUGCUCAUUAAAAUCCUCAGCAACCCCAAAUUGAUUGAGAAUUUGGUGACUGACCAUGGUGCAUCUUCCAAAAUGCAGAACAUUCCCAAGCCAACUUUGCCUUUGGCAUCAUUAUCUGAUCAUCCUCCCCUUCCACCUGUUUUGGUAAUUGAUCGACCUUCUUUUCGUGUGAAUACGAUGGAAAGCAGUUCACCUUCAAUGGCGACUACAUCAAAUGGAGCAUUUUAUACUCAACCAAAUGGGGUUGGAGUGGGGCAUCCGCCUAAUGCAUGGGCUAAACCACUGCCUGGGGUUAUUCCAUCUUCAUCUUCGGCUUGCUGUGGGGUUUCUCAAACAAAAGACAUGAACUAUUAUAAGAACUUAAUACAGCAACAUGGAGGGGAAAGAAAGGAAAUUCCUCAGAAUCAUCAGUUUGGUAAGCCCAAAAUAAUGAAACCUUGUAUUUAUUUUAACAGUUCAAGAGGGUGCCGUCAUGGGGCCAAUUGUGCAUACCAGCACGAUGCAUCAUCGCAGCAACGGGGCAGUAGCAUGCCCGAGAUGCAAAAUGCCAAGAGAAUGAAAAUGGAUAAGGAAAUUAGCAGUUAAAAAAAGAAAAAGAAAAAAAAUCACUUUUGGGUUCUGGCCUUAUCUUGUUGCACAUAGUAUAUUUUCUUUUCAGUACGCUAUUUUUUGUGGCAUUUAUAAUCAGGAUUUGAGUUGCCGAAUGAGGAUCUUGUAUUGGACGGUCUCAACUGAGGAAUUUUCUUCAUUGUUAUGACCAAGUAUCUCCAUCAUAAGUUUAUUUCC